GGAUUCGGGUAACAGGUUUACUUCCUUCUUUUCUGCAGUAGUGGAAGUAAAUGAGGCCUUUAUAAUUAAUGCUAACAAUUCCUACCAGUGUCUCAACUUUUGUGAUUACCUACUACAACAAAUUCUAGUUGCAGUGUUGGAAAAGGCUGUGCUACUGCACCCUUAACAGAAAGUGGGCAUCUUAUCCCAAAGGGCAACUUCCACCAUCUUUUUCGACAUUUCUUGAGAUGCAGUUUUAUUUUGUAAGCUACGGGUGUUCCGCUUUCUGUUUGCCAUAUAUGGUUGUCACAGUGACGUCGGUGGUUUCUGCUGGUCUCGCGGCCGUCUCCCCUUCACCAUGACAACCACAGAUUUUCAGCAUCGUCAGAGGAGCAGCUGUUGUGAUGCUGUAGUGAUUCAAGCAGUCGUGCUUUAGUAUUACUAGUCGUUAGUUUCACGGAGAUAUACUUCAUGUAAGAAGGUCAUCUUUGCCGUGAAGGACCCUCAUGUGUCGGAGACCAACUGGAGGCAGAGGGAAGCGCCGUUGAACUCCGUGAACAAUAUGGCUCUGCUUCAGCAUCCCCGGCUGCUCCUCGCUUGUAUCGUGCUGCUCUCUGCACUGCAAGGUUUCCACACUCGGUCUUCGCCGAUAUCGGACUUAAAAUCCAGAAUAUCCGGGGUGGAGGAGUUGUUAGAGGAAUUCCGUAAGCAGCUCCAGCAGGACCAGGCGUACAGGGCGGGCGAUGUGUUUGACUCCUGUGUGGGCGAGUUCAGCGCUGUUGGGCAGCGCAUCAUCCGGGCCAAGGCCUCCAUCGAGCAGGGGGCCACCUUCCUGCUGGCGCCGGACAGAGUGUACACCUGGAAGGACUGCCUGCACGCCUGCUGCUCCCAGCCUCACUGCACCGUGUCGGUGGUCCAGGAAGACCUGAGUCAGCCCGGAGACAGUCUCAGCUGCUACCUGUUCAACUGCACCUACAGAAAUAGAAAUGUCUGCUCCUUCGCUCCGCAGCAAGGCUUCACCACAUACAGCCGGACUCCGAACGCAACGCAGGGACAUCCGCCCUUUUCCAGCGGCUCAGGCAGGAGCCGCGGGGAAGGGCUGCCCGAUGAGGGUGAUACACAAGAUGUGGAUGAGCCUCCUCGCAGCGAUGCUGGACAGGAUGUGGUGAUCCAGCUGCCCACGGACUGGGCUGUCCUGGAUGGACGGGACAGUCUGGACGACCAUGGGAUCAGCCGCUAUGAAUGGACUCUUGUCAAGGGGGACACAGCCAUCAAUAUGAAGGCGACCCACCCAGGGCUGCUGAAGGUCAGUGGCCUCCAGGAGGGGUUGUACACCUUCCAGAUGACUGCCACUGACACAGCCGGUCAGAAGAGCUCCGACAACGUGUCUGUCACAGUGCUCGCCCCAAAACACCAAGCAGAAGUGUGUACAGGUCACUGUUCAAACUACCAGUUCAAGUGUGACGAUGGCUGCUGUAUUGACAUCACAUACGCCUGUGACGGGAAGCAACACUGUCCAGACCGUUCUGAUGAAGACUUCUGCCCAAACUUUGAUGGCAGCCGGAAGUCUGUUACCCACUCUGCUGACCUACCCAGCCCUCGCUGGCCUGUAGCCCAGACAGAGGAGGCUGAGGACAGCUCCAUGCUCCAGACUGGGCCCAGAAUGGCCAUGGAGAAGUUUAUACCACCUCCUCCACAAAGUCCCAGUCAACAAGAGGCUUCAGUGAGUCAAGGGCCGUGUGCUGCAGCUCCAGUCGUGGGACCCUGUAAAGGCACCUUUCCACGUUGGUACUAUGACCAAAACGCAGGAGAAUGCAAACACUUCCUGUAUGGUGGUUGCCAGGGCAACCAUAACAACUUCCUCCAGGAAUCUGACUGUGUCAGUGAAUGUAUACAAAAAAGUCCAGCAUUCAAACCUGCAACUGUGGCCCCUCCCAUCACUAAACAGACUGAGAUAGCUGCUGCUAAGGUCUCCCAGAGCCAGGCAGAAAGCGGCAUCCCCUUCUCCAAACCAUUUCCCGCCAUGGGAGGGCAUCCAGCCCCAGAGUCGGGUGCAAUCCUUCCUCUGGCACUCGGUAUAAUCAUCACUGCUCUCCUGCUGCUCAUGAUCAGCUGUCGUCUCAGACUUGUUCGUCACAAGCUGAAGAAGGCGCGACCCCUCACCACAGAGGAGUCAGACUACCUCAUCAACGGCAUGUACCUGUAACCAGUCAGAGCGCUGAGAUCUGACAAAGAGCAACAAGGGUGUCAUCACCAGAGCCUGAGCCAGGACUUUUACUAGUCUCAAAUUUGUUCUGGCUUCAGGUCAGAACCAUCUCAAUUCUCUGCUGGAGUGAACGUUUCCAACCACCCCCACCUUGGACCCCUCUGCCAGGUAAACCUGCCAAUCAUAGAUGCUGCCUUCAGAGUCAGUGACACAUAUCCAUACAGUAUACUUGUAAAUUCAUACUUACUUCGUUGUCUUUAAAAAAAAAUCUGAUUGUGAUUCCCUGGAGAAAUCCAGCAUUCCUUGUUCGAAACUGACUACUGUGUAUUCCCCCAGUGACCUCUGGGAUACAUAUGAGAGGCUCUUUUGACCCUUUUAUUAAAAUUGAUAUUCUGGGCAGCAUGGUGUAGCAGUGGUUACCACUGUUGCCCCACAGCAAGAAGGUUCUGGUUUCGAGCCCAGGCCAACCCAGGGAAUUUCUGUGUGGAGUCUGCACGUUCUCCCUGUGCCUGUGUGGGUUCUCUCCAGGUACUCGGGCUUCCUCCCACAGU
Messenger RNA from Monopterus albus (swamp eel), 2736 nucleotides. It is a transcript of the gene lrp11, whose product is annotated as low density lipoprotein receptor-related protein 11. Bases 542 to 2185 code for a protein of 547 amino acids. The record is from RefSeq and is a predicted model, not a curated record. Gene Ontology annotation, molecular function: serine-type endopeptidase inhibitor activity; protein binding. The transcript is spliced from 9 exons. NCBI's taxonomy places the organism in Eukaryota, Metazoa, Chordata, Actinopteri, Synbranchiformes, Synbranchidae.